AUGACGUGCGCUGACAUGCUGCAGUACCACCCCGGGCCUGUGGGGGUGGACCCUGACAUGCUGCAGUACCACCCCGGGCCUGUGGGGGUGGACCCUGACAUGCUGCAGUACCACCCCGGGCCUGUGGGGGUGGACCCUGACAUGCUGCAGUACCACCCCGGGCCUGUGGGGGUGGACCCUGACAUGCUGCAGUACCACCCCGGGCCUGUGGGGGUGGACCCUGACAUGCUGCAGUACCACCCCGGGCCUGUGGGGGUGGACCCGGAAUGA
This is a messenger RNA of Knipowitschia caucasica, 270 nucleotides long. The record is from the annotation of a GenBank genome assembly. NCBI's taxonomy places the organism in Eukaryota, Metazoa, Chordata, Actinopteri, Gobiiformes, Gobiidae.